UAUGUAGCAUAAGUUUAGCAGCAUUGAAGAAGAAGCGCGAGAGAAGCACGUAAACAUGGCUGAAUAGCCAGUGGUAGGUUACAGCAGCUGUGGCGUUUUCGUCUCCUUUUAUCGGGUUACAGUACGCUGUUGCUCCAUCUAACGAUGGACGCGUUACAAACCACCCUGGACGAGGUGGCGUUGGAGGGGCUGGACGGCAUCACCAUGACGGCGCUGUGGACGAGACUGGACACGCGCCAGCCUUCCUUCCCUCUCGCUUUAGAUCCUAAGACCAAAGAGUUUCUGUGGACGUCCUUGGUCUGCAGUGAAGACAUCAGCAUCUACCAGCUGCCCCAGGAAAGACCCCCUGUCCUCGUAUACGACCGGUUUCUAGAGAUUGACCCUGAAACAGGCAUCCAGGAGAUGCGGCGGAUGGCCACGCGGGAACAGAAACCAGAUGUGUACCCGAUCAGCGUGGUGACAGACGACCCAGCUGGCAUCCAGGGCUCCUGCCUCUACUACAGAGAGAGGAAGGACAUCAGUGGCCUGAUCAGAACCAAUGACUUCUCCCCGAAACUGACCCUAAAGCAGUCUCAAAGCAGGUGGGGGGACAAGCUUGUCCUGGUGGCAUCUCAGAAUGUGCGGUACCACUCUCUGAUUGGCUAUGAGGGGAACCCAGAGAUCAAGCUGAGUGAUCACUCCUACUGCAUCCUAGAGAGGCUGGGGCGAGCACGCUGGCAGGGAGAACUCCAGAGAGACCUGCACACCUGCGUGUUCAAGAUAGAUGCUGGGAAGUUGCAUUACCUGCGUAAGUCUCUGGACAAGAAUGGUCUGAUCACACUGCAGUCACACGUGGUGCGUCUUCCCUCAGGAGGACAGCAGGUGUCUAUACUGCUACUGCUGAAACGCUUCCAUGUAGACAGGAGAAGUAAGUAUGACAUCCUCAUGGAGACGACAUCCAACAUUCUCUCUCAGAUGCCCAACAAAACAUGCAUUAUGCUCAAACUGCGCGACCAGCUGCAUAUCUGUGACCGCACCUUUAAACGCAUGUAUCAGUACAUGCUGGCUGCUAAGCUGGUCACAGUUCUGACUCUCCCCCUUCAGGAGCUCAACCCUGAUGCAGGCCCCUGCAAGACCAAGAGAGGCACCAACAUUCGUGUACGCUGUCUAAAGCUUUUGAGGCCGUACGGUCAUAAAGAGAUUGACGAUGACUAUGAUGAUAAUGAUGAGGACGGUCCUGUUAGGAGGAGCACAAAAGGACAGGCGCGGGAUAUUGAACGGGACCUGCUGACCCAGGCUUAUGAGAUUGUGGUUCAGACUGGGCCUAAAGGUAUUUCUCAGUCAGCACUGCGAGAACAGCUCAACAUCGGCAAACUAGAAAGCAGGAUGGUCUGUAGAGUACUGGAGAGGAACAAUAUGAUUAAGGGUUUUAUGGAAGACGAGGGAAGACAGAGGACAACUAAGUACAUCAGUAAGCUCUAUGUGGAGCAGAGCGCCCUCAACCUGCAGUUCGCCAAGGAACGUGAGCGCAGUGAGAAGCUCCGCCUCCCUCAGCUCACCACACCCAUUGACGGAGAUGUGCACCCUGAAUGUACACUGCCCUGUCCUGAAGACACACCCGGUCCUGAAGACCUGCUCCAUCCCAAGCAGGAUGAGGAUAUACCCAAGGAUGACAGCAAAGAGCUAGGAGAGGGGCAGGCCAGAGGGCGAAUGUCAAAGGGCAGAGCUGCCAAGAAGUCCAAAUCGAUGAUGAAAGAAUCACCCACAAGAGGCAGUGUGUCAUCACCGAGUCAUUCCACACCCCUCAAGAUUAAGCAACCCCAACGACCACAGGCCACGGGCAAAUCCUUACGGAAAGCGGAGCUUAGUGAAGGGGUAGAGAAAGAUGAUUCGCUGCUGAGCCUGGAUGCAAAUACUCACCACGCCUGCAGCAUAGUCCACAACCAAUCAGAAAACGCUGAGGAGAGUGUGACUGUCGUUGAAGAAAUCCUCAGUAAGCCUGAGCAAAAUCCAGGAAAGAAAAGAGGGAGUGAACAUCAUGAGACGUACCGGCUACUGAAACGCAAAAACAUGAUCAUAGAGACGGUCCGAAACCAGAAGAUUAUAGAGGGCCUUUACCCGCUCCAGAGGAAGCUAAUGGAGGAGGAGAAACAGGAUGGUGUGAAUACAAAAGUGUGUAAGAAAAGUAUCAUCAGACUGACUCGAUCUCUCGCUCAAGAUGGCUAUCUCAAACUGUUCAGGACCACGGUCAUACAGGAUGGAGUCAGUAAGAAGGUGGAGUUUGUGGUUCACCCUUCUGUCACUGCUGAUGACCCGUUGAUGAAGAGUGCCAUCGAGCAGAUCCGCUUCCGCAUCUCCAGCUCCUACACAGUCCACCGAUUGAAGAAGGAGGAGGAGAAAGUGAGCUCCCUUGCACAGGAAACAGAUAAAGGAGAUUCUCAGAGCAGCGCUAAGAGUGUUCAGGGGAAAACUGAGGAGAAGAUGGGGGUGGAGGAGCUAAAGAACUUCAAACCCAGCAUAAUUCCAGGACUGAGUCGUUCUCUAGGUUUCCAGCCAAAGAUGCCUCGUUUUCGUGUGGUCCACACAUUACUGUGGUACCUGAUUUAUGGUCACCCCCUAAACCAGUCAACCCCUAAUGAAUCCCCCUCCCCCACCCUGACCCCUGAGUCAGGGGUGGGCAACAGUGCACAAGAUGUGCCCCCCUCCAGCACAGAGACAGACCCCACACAGGACACUCUCCACACGCCUGUAGAAGAUGAUCAGUUUAAGGUCUAUGUGAAUGAGCUUAGUUGGAAGCGUUUUAUUCCUCCUCUGCCAGUCCACAGGGAUUAUGGUCACGGAUGGGCCUUGAUCAGCGACAUCCUCAUUUCACUCCCCCUCAGUGUGUAUGUCCAGGUCAUUCAGAUAAAUUACAAGGUGGAUGGUUUAGAGGACUUCCUGAAUGAUCCAGUGAAGCAACACUACCUGGUCAAAUUCCUCCCGUCCAGCCUCAAAACGCAGCUACUCCACAGACGGAAGUACUUUUUCAGUUUCUGUGAGAGCUUGCAGAAGCUCUGCUUCAUGGGUCUUCUGCACUUUGGACCAACUGAGAAGUUCAUGGAUAAAGAUCAGGUGUUUAUUUUCCUGAAGACACGCGCGACCAUUGUGGACACUACGGUGUGUGAACCCCACUAUAAUCUGGCCAUUGAGACGCGACCGUUUGACAGACGCCGAUACACCUUCAGCACCCCGCAGGACCUGGAGAACUACUGGUUCGACCUGCUGUGUGUGUGCCUCAACACGCCUUUAGGCGUGAUCCGUGCACGUUCACGUCAGGGUGAGGGAGAUGAGGACAGAGAGGGGGAGGAGCCAGAUGUUGCUGUGGGAACAGUGCGUCAUGAGCGACUGCAGUACACAUUAAAUGGGAGUCGUGAUGUCAUUGAUGAUGGCGUAACCCCCGGUGACAGGCAGGGGGCGGGGGGGUUGGACUCCUCUUUCUUCAGUCACCUGAAACGCAACUGGAUCUGGACAACCCAUGUGCUCAACAAACCCAAAAAGCCUGGAGAAAGUCAGACUGUGAGACUGAGGAACCUGCUGUCCAAACACCCGUUCCCCAAAUCUGUGUGUGCAGUGAUCCAGAGCAGGGCAGGGAAGUUAGUGCCACCUGCAGUGCUGGAGGAGGAGGUGCAGCUGGCUAAAGAACCCCAAUCCAGAAACCAACAGGGUCGUGGAGGGAAGUGGCUGAAACGCAAGCGGCCGAGGAAAGAAAACAGCAAGCCAGUCAAGAAGAAGAGAAAGGUGGUGAGUGUGCGGAAGCAGACUCUGUGUCAGGAUGAAACUGAUCGGAAGGCUCUGAUGCUAAUGACCAGACAGAGGGUCUCUUGGACACAUCUAGAGGACAGUGUCCUCAUGCUAUGUAGGGUUGCCAGUCAUUUCCUCAACCGCAAGAUUAAGAGGCCAUUUGUAGCUUGGAAUGUAGUGCGUGAUAUUCUCCACAAAGAAUUGGAGACGUCUCUGGAUAAAACCUCCUUAUCAGUCGGACGACGUUCACGCUAUAUUAUGAAGAACCCUCAGACCCACCUUAACUACAGGAUAUGCCUUGCUGAAGUGUAUCAGGAUAAAGCUUUGGUUGAGGGCUUCAUGAACAGGACCAACAGUUAUGAAGACCCACAGGUGUGUGCUCAAGAAUUUAAUGAGUUUGUGAGCGCGCUUAGGUCAAAGUUCAGCUCCAGCUAUGGUGCCAGUGAUGUUGUCAUCCCAGAUACAAAAGAGGAACUCUUCCACAAGUUUAAAGUGUAUGCCAUUGGGGAAGAACCAGCAACACGAAUCACAGAUGUACUUACCAGUAAGGAGGACAUUCACACCUUGGUGCUGAAUAAUUUGAUCCAGAGCACUCUGGUCCUCUCCAACUCACAAAUGAAGUCCUGCCGGUCCUUCCAGUCCUUCUCUCUGUAUAGUAGGUAUGAUGCAGAGGUUCUGCAGCAUGCUUUUCAGGACUGUAAGAGGCGUGGUCUAGUGAACCGUCGCCGUGCCAACAAAGUCCUUGGUCCCAGGAAGGGCAGAGCUGUCCCAUUCCUGGCUAUGUCCUAUCAGCUCUCUCAGCACUAUUACAGGUAUUUCACAUGGCGUUUCCCCAGCACUGUGUAUAACGAGGUCUAUGAUCUCCUGGAGGUCCUGCAGCACGUCCAGCGAGCAGACAGACCCCACACCUUCUCUUUCCAGAGAGGCAGAGGCAGCAACACCAGUCAGGUGGAGCAGCCAGACGGGGGGCUUCAGCAGAGUGGAGGAGAGGCCACAGAGCCCCUAGUGCCCCCUAGUGAUGUAGAGGACAUGGUGCUGUUUCCCAUUGACGCUCCGGGAGGGGCGUCGGCCUGCUGCCUGUCACUUAUGACUCUGGGUCUGCUGGCUGUGGAUGUCUCCAUUCCCCAGCAGGUCGUGGUGGUGGACAGCACCCUGGUGGACAAUGAAGUGGUCAAAAGUAUCACUAAAGAACUGGAUGAGGAGGAGGAGGGUGAUGAAGCUGGCAGAGAUGAAGAGAGGCGGGCACGUGUGCAGGUAAAGGCACGACAGGCAUCUCACACCAACUACCUGCUGAUGAAGGGCUACUUCAUCCCAGGAAUCAUCAGCCUGAGGAACAUCAACUCCUCCGAACACGUGGCAGUCAACUCCUGCACCGUACAUAUACAGCUGCGCAAAUCAGCCUCGCACACGCUGUUCAGAGAGAGUGACAGUACUCUUGCCCUGAUCAGCCAGUCCCGUGCGUCUGCUCUUCCAGCCACUUUCACGCGUGUGUUAGGCCGGGACAGGUCGUGUGGGCGGAGCUGGGUGGAUGAAGGCGUGGCCAUGCUGGGCUACACUCCCUCUGAUGUGGAGGCAGGGCAGCUACUCAGGGCCGCAGUGGAGAAGGAGGCGGAGUUUGGCAUCGACCGCCGAGACCUGUGCAGGAGGUUCUCCCACCUGGAACAAGUGGAGGAAAACAGGAGCAGAUCACUGCAGCAGUAUAUUCAGGACCUGAUCGAGAUGGAGGAGCUGGUGGAGGUUGGUGCUCUCACUGCUCGGCUGGUGUGUGUGGAAUACUCUGCUCCGUGGCUGCUCUACUGCCCCACCCAUGUGCGCGAGGAAGCUCCACCCACUCCUCUCCAUCCGACGCUGAAGAGACCCUCCCUCCCUUGGGGAACUGUCGACGACCCUCCUCUGGCCAAGAGACCUGCCCGAGAGGCCCUCCCGCCCACCCCACAUCAACAAGAGAAUGAUGCUAUGGAAACCACAGAGAUCAGCUCAGUGAAGAGUGCUGCUAUGGCGACUGUUACACUGGAGACUGUUGCACCUAUAGUGGAAUGUAGUGAAAAGGGGUGUGAUCCAUCAGACCCGCCCACCUCAGACAGGGUGGCAGGGGAGGCGUCGGCUUCACGUGUGACUGACGGCCCUCCUCAGACGGAGCAGGACCCAGCCUCAGGUGAAGGAUUGUAUGUUGAGAGCUCAGAAAAUGACGUGCUGAGGUUCGUAGCUCGUCCGUGGCGUAUAGUGGACGGCUCUUUGAACAGGCCCGUGUGUAAGGGCAUGUUGGAGGCGCUGCUCCUGCACGUGAUGAGCCAGCCCGGCGUGCAGGAGCACUCCCUCCUGCAGCACUACAGUGGAGUCCUGCAACCCGUCAUCAUCCUCGAACUUCUGCAGGUGCUUAUUGAGCUGGGGUGCGUGAAAAAACGGUUCACAUUGAAUCGUCCGAAAGUCUCUCUGUUCUCGCGACCCAGUGCCCCCCAGGUCAGAGGUCAGGGAGAGGUCAGUGUGAGCGAGGAGGUGGUGGCCUUCUAUGAGCCAACAGUGGACUGCAGUGUGAGGCUGGCACACAUUUUCCCCCAUGAGACUAGCUGGAACCGAUGGGUACAGCUGUGUGUGCGCUGAACCUGUGUGCGUGUGUGCGCGCUGACUGCGUGAGAGUCAAAACAAUUUUUUGUUUUUUCCAAAAGCACAAGUUUAUUGUACUUUUGCAUUUAUUUUAGAAGGUAUAGCUGUUUCUGCAUAAAUUAUUGUGAAAAACAUGAAUUUCUGCACUUGCACAAAUCUAAUAAAGACAAAAUAGUUUUUUAUUUAAGUGCUUAUGUGAAAAACAUGAAUUUCUACACUUGCACAAAUCUAAUAAAGACAAUUUUAAAAACUAUUUUUUAUUUUUAAGUGCUUGUGAAAAACAUGAAUUUCUGCACUUGCACAAAUCUAAUAAAGACGAAAUAAAAAAUA
Messenger RNA from Electrophorus electricus (electric eel), 6693 nucleotides. It is a transcript of the gene gtf3c1, whose product is annotated as general transcription factor IIIC subunit 1. Lineage: Eukaryota; Metazoa; Chordata; Actinopteri; Gymnotiformes; Gymnotidae. Gene Ontology annotation, biological process: 5S class rRNA transcription by RNA polymerase III; transcription initiation at RNA polymerase III promoter. The record is from RefSeq and is a predicted model, not a curated record. Gene Ontology annotation, cellular component: transcription factor TFIIIC complex. Gene Ontology annotation, molecular function: DNA binding.